AUGCUAAGAGCCGUGUAUGUCAUCAAUGAUGAACAGCCGCACACUGUUCAAGUUCCAUAUGAAUUAACAUUAAAUAUCGAAGGCUUAAUUUAUCCUUCAAAAAAUUUACGUCAUUCAAGAAAAACCGACGACCCACCGAGACCACAGAUUAGUUUUCUCUCCUUCGUAAGGAUUUUGAAGCAAAGUCCCUACUAG
Dentiscutata erythropus is the source of this 195-nucleotide messenger RNA. NCBI's taxonomy places the organism in Eukaryota, Fungi, Glomeromycota, Glomeromycetes, Diversisporales, Gigasporaceae. The record is from the annotation of a GenBank genome assembly.